This is a messenger RNA of Monomorium pharaonis (pharaoh ant), 12629 nucleotides long. It is a transcript of the gene CAP, whose product is annotated as sorbin and SH3 domain-containing protein 1. The transcript is spliced from 29 exons. The coding region runs from base 1067 to 9709 and encodes 2880 amino acids. Gene Ontology annotation, molecular function: protein binding. Lineage: Eukaryota; Metazoa; Arthropoda; Insecta; Hymenoptera; Formicidae. The record is from RefSeq and is a predicted model, not a curated record.
AAAUUUCCUGACAAAAUGGAGUCCGGCUCGCGCGUCGUACUUGCUGCGUGCUGUGCACAUUGACGGAAAAUGGGGCGUCAGGUAGAGAGGUAUAGUCCGCGCGACGACGAGUCGUCCCGGGACAAAUUCGUAACGAAUAUCCUCCUCGUUCGUGGGAGGGCGAAGGGAAAAUUCAUGGGAAGCGAGAGAUACCGUAUCCCGAUCGUUUGAUCGCGCGCGGGGAACAAAACGCGACAAGCGUCCAUUAAAGAAAGGUUAGGAGGUCAUGUCCGCGGGCGAUGAGAUUUCGUUGUCAAACGUUAUGCAAACGUCAACGAGGAGGUGAGACGACGCGGGGAUGGUCUCACGUCGAUACAUUUGCCAAACGGUUCUCUACCGGAGAGAAUCGCGUGAUAGGUGGCCGAAUCUCCUGGCGCGGUCCUAGGGAGGGCGCGCGCACCCCCGCGGAGUAUACGAAACGAGCUCAAGCUCAGGUGGGCGAGAGCGCGCGGACCCAGGGGGAGGGGGCGCGUACGCGCGCGGAUUACUAGGCACGCGGGGGCGUAAUAGUGGGGGAGGGAGGAAGGACGCGCCGUCAGUUCAACGCGAGCCACGGACGAGUGUGGGUCGCGCGCGCGUGCGUGCGUGCGUGCGUGCGAGCGAGCGAGCGAACGAGCGUGCGUGCGAUUUGUUGUCGCGGUUUGCGUGUAAAUUGGUGGUGUAGGGCGUAAUCGGCGCCCACGGUCGCCGGUGAUCGACGUGUCGUCGUCUCUCCGUGUUUCGGGCCGGCGACGCUCUCGCUCGCGAGAAAAUCGGCGGCGCGACGCGGCGAGUAACCGCGCGCGAGACGACAAGCGUCGUCGCCGAGGAGCAUCAUCUCGCCGUCUCUCCCCCUCCCCCCUCCUCGCGGCAAUCCGCGAUGCGGGCUCGAGUGCCGUAAACGUAGCCGCGGGUGAAACUACGCGCGGGAAAAACCGAAUGCGUCGGGUGCCGACGGCGACGACGACGACAACGACGACGAGGACGACGAGAACGAGGACGAGGACGAGGAAGAGGAAGAGGAGCAGCGGGCGGCCACCGACGUGGGAUGAGCGCGAGGGAAGUCACCCUUUCCGGCGGGUCCCCCUGGGGCUUCCGCAUGCACGGCGGUUGCGACACGCAUCAACCCCUGCGCAUCUCCAGGGUGAAUCCGGGAAGCAAGGCGGCCCAGCAGGGGGUGAGAGAGGGUGAUCUGAUCAGUAACAUUAACGGAAAGAGCACUCGAGAUUUGACCAACAGCGAGGCACAUGCUUUGCUACGCAAUUCCGGGGAGCAGUUGAAACUCGGUCUCAAUCAAGAGAAUAUCGGCUCGCCAAAGAGGAGGAUCUACAGGAGCAGCCUGCAGGAGAACACCAGCGAAAUCCAGAACAAGACCAUCACGAGGACCACGACAACGCUUACGCGGACGGAGACGGAGAGGAACGUUGCCAAUGACACAAAAGUCGAGCAGAGCUACGCCAAUCAGAACGGCGCUGUGAGGAGCUGUCCGAGCGAACAACAGAGCGACGCGAUAAAAGGACACCGCGAUCUUCCGGAUUACGCGACCGACGCGGAGGACUGCGCCGUGAUGCCGCAGGGCAACGUGCGCAACCGCAACCGCGGCCGCAGGAAUCGGAACCGUCGGCGAGCUCCCCAGCCACCGGCGAACGUCACGGAAUCCCCGCGAAGGGAUGCCGAACGGAGGAAGCCCGACGAGGAGGAGAAUCGCCUGGCGACCUCGAGGAAUGAACGUGGGAACGGCGGCAACGAUGACGACGAUGACAAUGACGUCGUCUCGAAGACAAACGGUCCCGUCGCGGAAAAUCCCACUUCGGUAGACGUCAAUUCGAUCGAGGAUCGCGACGCGACCUCGUCGAGUCGAGGAUGCAGAUUCCGGCCGGACGACAAGCGCAGACUCGAGAAGAUCGAGCUGGCGGGAUCUCGCCCGAGGAUAAUCGAGAUCACGACGGUCAGCAGUUUACCUCUGGAGGCGACGAUCGGCCAUAUCGCCGGGGUAGGUAUCCUGGAGACCGGCGGCGGCGUCAACGGUUCGUCGAGGGAGCCGACGGUAUCGGAGCCGGUGGAACCGAUACGAUCCCUUUCUGCAGACUACGCGAAGAUGACGAGACGCUCGAAGAACGAGGAGACUCGAUUAGAGAUUCGAGAAGUCGACGACGACGACAACGACAAUGCGGCGGAGGCUGACUCUGUCGUCGAGGUCGAAUCCGACGCGGAGAGGGAGUCGGUCGGCGGACAGGACUCCUUUGAGGAUCGGUCGAGGGAUCGGGCGAUCGGACAGCAAUUCGCGCUGCAGAGGAAGCUCGCGAAAUCGGAGAUGGAAUCUCCGACGCUGAUGUGGGCCACGGUGAUGCCGAGGGACGUGGAGAAGAAGCUGCGGAAUUUUAUCGAGGAUCUUCAGCUGCCGAGUUUCUCCGAGGAGGUGAUCGAGGACGAGAGUAGGUCUCUCGAAGAUAUUUCACCGCAGGACGUCGGGGCGGAAGAGAGCAGAGCCUUGGAGAAGGCGGCCGACUCGUCGUCCUCUCGUCGGAAGGCGAGGAAGCGCGCGAUGUCGGCGUCGCAUUACGCCAGCAGCUUUCUGGACAUCAUACAGGAGGAGGGCGAGAGGCUGUCGGAGGACGAGGCGCAGCACAUCCGAGACUUCAUAAACGAGGAGAUCAGCAAGUAUCGGCGCGAGGACAGACCCUCGGUCGAGAGGACGACGGAUGAGGACGUCGGGGCGAGAUGCGAGAUUGAUUCCGGGAAGAUCGAAUCGGUCUCGGUUGCCGAGAAGUCGAGAUGCGACAUUGAGAUUAAAACUGAUACCAUAGAGAAUGACACUUUGGAAUUACGUUCGCGCGAAGACGAAGCGAAGGAUGAAAGCGUCGCGAGUCCUGAGACUGAAGUGGCGAGAGAGGCGGCGAAUCCCGCGGCGACGGGCAAAGAAGAAAUGAAUGCGGAAAACGACGUCUUAAAUGAUGAAUCCGCGGAAAUUGCAGCAAGCGCAACAACACAAGAUAAUUCAAAGCCCGAGGACCGAGGUUGUGUCGCUGAGAAAAUUGAGAUUGUGAAAAACGAUGCUGCAGCGAGGGACACGACGGCGGCGGCGGUAGAGAGAAGAGGGACGAGUGCAAUCGCGACGAUAGUAAGUGAUAUCGGUGACGCGGACGUAAGUAAAGCGGAAGAUAAUAAAUUUCCGCCCGCGGCCGUCGAGGACGCUGGUGCACCCGCGAAAUCGGAGUCCCGCGAGAACGUUCCACGAAAAGAUUCCAUCGUCAAUCAUGGCGCGCUGGACGACAGCGGAACAGUUGAUUCAUCCUCGAGUUCAUCGCCGAGAGCGCAACCGAGGCAACCGCCGCCCCUGCCGAGGAGGUCGUCCAGUUUCGGCCGCGAGCGUCAGAGACCGCCGACGCCACCUGAAAUAGACUAUGUCUCGAGUAGCGCGAACGUUUAUCGUCGGCCGUCCGGCGAGCCGCGCGGGUCGACGAAUUUACCCGCGCGGAAGCGAGACGACGAGCCGCCGCCGCCGCCGCCGCGACGGCCGGAACUCCCCGGAGAAGCGCGAGAGAACGAUCGGGCGAUUUUUUCGAGCUCGUCGCGCGACCCGGCGAUUAUUCGCGCUAAUGAGACUUGCGGCCGCGUAAAUCAGGUCGGAGCUUCCUCGAGCGAGGUCGGUCGAUCGAUCGCGUCAUCGGGUAUUCGCGACGAUGAUCUGUCACGCUCGUGCAGCACCGGCACGCACGACGUCGUUGUCGUCGCCGCCGCGACGACGUUGGCAAGCGCGACGGGCACGGAAAUAACGCGUCGCGAGGAAGGGAAGCCCGUGACGCCCGUCGCGCCACCGCCACCGCCGGCAGCAGCGUAUGAUCAAAACGCGUCGUCGUCGCGCCGGCAGGAAGAGGACGACGAAGCCGAGGCGUCGCGCAGGUAUCCCUCGGGUCUUCGCGGGGACGCCAGCUCGGAAAGGAGGAACCUGACGGCGGCGAGCCAGGACGAGUCAUCGAGGUGCGACGGAUCAUCAGACUCGGUGAGGGACAGGGAGCCGGCGGCGAUGGGUUCCUCCGGCUCGAAGGGCAAGAAGAAACCCGAGGGUAAGAAGAGCGAGAAGAACGAGAAAUCGACGUUCGGCUUCCGCCGCGAGCGAUUAGUGAAGAGGAACGAGACGUCGGAGACGAGAAUAAUCGAACGAUACGAGGAGAGCGCGAGCGCCAACCAGCGCGAUGGCCUCCGCAAUUCGGAGUAUUCGAAUACGUGGGAGCUGAAGCGCGAAGAGAAGCACGAGGAAGAGACGCGCAGCUUGUCCCGUGAGAGCGACGCGAGGAAUUCGUUCGACGAGACGAGCUCUCAGGAGGAGGCGGACGUCCCGGCGAGCGAGAGCCCCUCGCUCGAGGUGGAACUGGGCGACAUUCAAGGGCACGACUCGUCCAGCAGUACCACGUCCCUGAACACCGUGAAGCACCGUCCGCUGGAGGCGUCGUUGACCGACAUCAGCGCGAUCGUCCGCGAGACGAGGGAGGAGAACUCGAGAAACGAGGCGGAGGAGUCUCCGAAGCGGAAGCUGACGCCGGGAGAGAGCGGUCGUCCGGUUCCCUACUCGCCCGUGGAGGAGGAUCCUCAUCACCGUGUACCGCGGCCGGAGGAGAUCGUCCCCUCCGUGGAAACUCCCUGCGAGAAGGCUGCGGGAGACGUGUCUAAGGCGUCGCGACUACCGUCCUCCCUUAGACAGCUCUGCGUCGAGAGAAUUCUGUCGAUGCCGUACGGUGCGCGGGUGAUAGGCGAGAUCACCACGCCCAAGUUCAACAUCUUCGAGAGUCUGCGGACCCUGCAGAGAUUUGUGAGUGACGCGCCGGCGACUAACGCCCGACUAAACUCGAUGCACGGGGCGGGCGAUGAUGGACGACGCGGACUAACGAAAACGCCGGGCGAGGGCGGGUAUCAGCCUCGUCCUAACGACAUUACGAACGCUGUUUCAGACCAGGCCAAGUUGCCGAGGAGCGUUAAUAUUGAGUUGUCAGGGUCGGAGGGCGAGAUGGUAGACAAGCGAGAACCCGGAUGGCGUGCGCUCAGCACAACGGAGAAUCCCAGGCUGCUGGUGUGCCUGUCGCCGUCGCAACAGGCCACGCAGGUGCGCACGAGCGCCGACACCCUGCUGGACCUUCACCGGAAGUUCCUGAACCGCUACAGCUACCGCGAGGAACAGCCGCAUUACGUACCUCUGCCGCAAUAUCGGGUUGAAAUUCGUCCGAUCAAAGAGGACGGCGACACGGCCGCGAAGGCACCUAAGCCAAUCGCACGACCGAUUCAACGAGAGCACUCCGCGAUCGAGAGCUCCGGCAGCAGGCUGCUGGAGAUCAUCAAGGAGGAACGGAACGGUCCUCGAAACGAUACACUCGCGAAUCAGCAGACGAAGACGAUAACCGACGACGCCAGGGGUCAAGAAUGUUUUAAGGCCGAGUCUCGGCCAAACGACUGGCUGAAUCUAGCCAGACACGAUCGCCGAAGCGCCACCGCGAGCGAGCUAUUCCUGGCGGCGACGAGGGGCGAGGAUGGCGAAUCGAGCGACGAUAAGCCGAACGGUCAUGUGGGCCGGUCUGAUCGGCCUAAGAUUGCGACACGUCCCACCACCUACCAUCAGACUGGAUAUCGACCGUCGGCGAUGAUAGCGCGCGACUCGGAUAGAUUGCUCGCGAAUAACAUUAAGUGUCCGUUGGUGAACGGUGCCGAUCGAUCGAUGGACGCCAUCGACGAGAGGACGCCGCCGCCUCUCAGGAGGGCAGCCGAUCAGCUCGCAGGCAAGCACGUGAACUCGGCGUUGAUCGACGACAGAAUCGAAGUACCGCCGUUGCCGAAGCGCGCGGUCACGGUCGAUAGAUCGUGCAUCGACACGAGGAGCAUCUUCGACCAGAGUCCGCCGAGGAGUCGCCUGGAACCACGUAAGGGUCACCGCGAGGCGGAGAAACUGAAACACGUGGCCGCUGUGGAGAUAAUGGGCAAGCUGAAGAAGCUGCAGACGGAAACGUCACGGCGGCUCGAGGACGACAGGUCGGCGGGCUCCUUGCCUCCGGAAUACUUCGCCCAGCAGCUAAGGUACAUCGAGCUGUUGGAGGAACAGCUGAAGAACGUGAUACUGGCGGAGGAGGAGGAGAGGAAGGCCUUCGAAGAAUUCCAAACGCAUUUUCAUCGAACGAAACAGGGCGAUGACGCGAGGAGGCCGUUCCUCGCCGAUAUCCCCGAAGAAGCCUCCAAAAAGGCAGGUAGCGUAAAUCUCGAACGCGAACGCGAAAUUCCGAUCGACGUCCGUGACGAGCUGACGGACGGUAAAUGUGCGGAGGAUAAGCGGGGGGGUCUCGUGGAGAAAUGCUCCAAAGAGAUCUGUCGUGACGAGCCGGGAAUUCAGAAGGAAUCUUGGCACGAGAAAUCGCGGAACGUGGAGGAAGAUCACGCGGAGACGGUCGAUAAAACGGGCAAUCGGCAGUUCUCGGGGAGGCUGCGUCGUGAGAGCGGGCAUCGCGAGGAAGAGGAAUCCUCGGAGAGUAUUGAACGCCACGUGGUGGUCGCGCAGAAGGGAAAUUCGACGAGAACGGAGAUGAAGAACGAGACGUGCCAGCCUUUUCGGGAAACUAACGAGAGUGGAAUUAAGGACGAACGCCGCGCGGAAACCCCUCGAUCGACGAGGAUGCCGAGGAGCGAAGGCUCCUCGGAGGUGUCCGCCGAGAAGGCAGUUCAGCGUAGGAACGAGGUGAAGCGACCGACAACGUUGCCGACGAAUGGCGAGGCGUUUCGACAACGGAUGUACGACGAGUACGUGCACAAGGUGUUGGAGCGGCAGGAGCGUAAGAGCCACAAGGUCGUGAAGAUCAGCGCGCACGAGGACAUCAAGCGCAAGUCGGACGGCGACAUGAGCGUGAUGGCGAGGGAGUUCAUCGAGAAGGCGCGCAGCCGGCUGAACAAGUUCGGGAUCAAUCUCGACGAGAGCGGGACGGAGCACGAGGAUGAGGAGGGCGGCGACGCCCUGAUCAACGCGAAAUUCCUCAUCGACGGCAAGGAGCUGCGGGACGUGCGCAAGCUGCCGAAACACCUGCGGGAGUUCCUGAAGAUCUCCACGAUGAGCGACAACGACGACGACAACGACGACGAGGGCGAGAACGUUAUGUUCGCCCCCACGUUUAAAGCCUCGUCGGCGAAGCCAGGCGUUUGGUCGCCAGGACAAACGCCAGUUGGGAAGGCACCGAGUCCCGAGCGUACCAAAGUACCCCAGAAGAACGAGCCGAUCCCGCCGGUUUGGACCCCCGCCAGCGCCGGCGCGAGCCCCAUCGCCGAGAGGAAGGAAUUUCGUCCCGUGCCGUUCGAGAGUCCUGUGCUGAGCCGGAAGAGGCAGCCAAAGGAAGAGAAGGUGCCUCCGCCUUGGGAAGGCGAAGACGGGAGGAAGGAGAGCGGGAUCUCGCGAAUCGUCAAUUCCCACUCGGCGCCCACCCAGGGGCUGAACGCGCUCGCGUCCACGCCGCGAUUGCCACGUGCCCAGAAUCCGACCAUCACGCUGCUGCAGAAAGCGCGAGAGGGUCAGUUGCCGAAAGGUGCGGCUUACUUGGACGAGAGCGUAUCCGCCAAUAAUCGACCGUUGAGCGACGAGAGACCGCUGAUCUCUCCGGGGGAGAUAAUCUACACGCUGAAGAAAGAAUACGAGAGUGAGCCGGAAACGGAGGCUGAACCGCCGAAGAAGAUGGCCGAUCUGGGCCCUCGAAAGUUCGAGGGGAUCGGCCCGGUGACUAAGGAGGGUAUCCCUCUCGUGUUGAGAUCGGAAGUCAAGGAAAGCAAUCAAGCGAAAUGGUACAAGAAAAUGUACGACUCGCUGCACCGCGCGGACAGAAACGAUGACUACGUAACCAUAAAAUACAAAACAAGAAGAGGAGGCAGAUAUGGAUACGGAAGUAGCAGCGGAUAUUUGAGCGAACCGGAACCGCGCGCAUACUCGGAUCGAUCCGUCACUUUCGAUAGCCGCCGACGGCUGCGCAACAAAGAAAAUGACUUCACCACGGCGACUAUGCCCAGAAAGAAUGGGGGGCUGAAAUACUCGGCGGAGAUUUACAAGAAUCAGCCCGGCCGCAUCGAGGACUAUGAACCAGGACGCUCGUCGAUCGCCGAGAAGGAAGCCAAAGAGCCAACUUACGACGCGCGGACGAGAAGGAAGUGGUGGGACGAGGUCAUGGACAUAUUUGACGGGUGGCUGAACGAAAACGGACGUCCUCAGCACACUAGGAUGGGGCCUCUGAGCGGUGGCGUCCGGCAGUCCCGCGUCCUCAGCCUCUCCUAUCGGCCGGAGGACAGUCCUUUCGAUCAGCGCAGCAACGCACGCGCCGCGGCCAAGCCGUACAUAACUCAUGCUCUCAAGGAGUCAGGCUACGAGAGCGACUCGACGCUGGUGUUCCGCCGACGAGAAGACAUCAGUCCUCUCAGUGUACUGGAGCAAAGACUAGCGUACAAAACGGUGCAGAGCGGUGGCGACGUACCCCUCCAUGGGCUUCGCAAGCCAGCCCCGGAACGUCCGAAGGAACACUCGAAUGCACCCCCGCCGCCGCCAAAAUCCCAGCACUACAGGGACGAACGCCAAGAAUCGCCAAGGCGUUAUGUAGAGGGUGAGGUGACGAUUCACUAUCGCUCGCCGGUGCGCACAGAGGCGAAGGAGCCGCUGAGCGAGGAGGAGCUCGCACGUCGCAGCGCGGAGAACAUGCGGCGCGUCUACCAGGAGGAGCGCCGUCGCAAGUACCUGCAGGAGUUGCACGACAUCGACUCCCGCAGGCACACGGAUAACUUUAUACCAUCGCAGAAGUCGCCCAUACCCCUGAAUCGCUACGACGAUUUCGUGGACGAUUUGAGCCAGCGAAGUCGAUCCCAAGAUCAAACACCGGAGCCGCGUCUGGUGGCGAGAGCGCUCUACAAUUUCGUCGGCCAGUCGUCCCGGGAAUUGACUUUCCGGCGCGGCGAUCUCAUAUUCGUUCGGCGACAGGUGGACAAGAAUUGGUACGAGGGGGAAUACAACGCGAUGAUCGGCCUGUUCCCCUCCAAUUACGUCGAGAUCCUGCCGUACGACGGCACGAUGCGUACGACACCGAAAAAGGCUCACGAGGGGCAGGCACGGGCCAAGUUCAACUUUGUCGCUCAGACCAAUCUAGAGUUGUCUUUGGUGAAAGGCGAAUUGGUGGUCCUGACGCGGAGGGUUGACGAAAAUUGGUACGAAGGGCGCAUAGGAAACAGAAAGGGGAUCUUUCCGAUAUCCUACGUUGAGGUCCUCACCGAACCCGGACAUCGAUCAGAGACACCGAUUCAGAACAAACCGGUCGCGUCUCCGGCGGCGCACAGUCUCUUAGCGAACGGCUCGUCCGGAGGGAAAUUGAGUAUGGGACCCCAUCAUUACGUGCCGUCCAUCCCGGUCAAUAUUAACACAACCCAGCCCCAUUAUAAUUCACUGCCACGUAUGGGAGGGAGCAAGCUACAUGUGUCGCAACUCAGCGAGACCCUGCAUAUCGACACGCACUCGGAACCGAUCCCAUACCGGGCGUUGUACAACUACAAACCGCAGAACGACGACGAGCUGGAGUUGAAGGAGGGCGAUACGGUGUACGUGAUGGAGAAGUGUGACGACGGGUGGUACGUCGGCUCCAGUCAAAGGACCGGCUACUUCGGCACCUUCCCGGGCAACUACGUGGAAAGAUUGUGAGGAAGGCCGAAAGUCCAGAACAUGGACGCGUCCUCGCGAUGCAUCAGGGCCCAGGAUAGCUUUCACCAAAGGCACUAGGCGAAAUCGUUAGGAUAGACACCGAAGUUUUUAACCUUAACCCGAUUGUCUCUGAAAGUACGAUCGUGAAGGUAACUGCAGUCAAAUUUUGAUAAAUUCCAAUGAUUUUAUCGGCUUCUUUUUUUAAUUAUAAAAUUGAAAAACGAAUCUGCAUAUAACAAAAUAUCUGCAGAGUCUAUGAUGCAUUAUCUAUAGGUGAUUGUGAUUAUAAUUGAUUUUAUGAUUAUUUAUUUCUUUAUUGUGCAGAGGCACGUUUGCAGUUUUGGUGUACAAAAAAUUUUUUUAAUUUUAGCAAUUGAUUUUUUAUAAUUUAAUAAUUGAGUUUUAAUUAUUCUCGCAAAUCUUAUUGAUAUAUAAUAUGUAAAUUUUUAUUUUUCAAGAUACUAACUUUGACGAAUCUCUUCAUCUAAUUUUCUAUCUAUUAUAUUUUGAAUCUUUAGAUAAAAUAUUUGCCGAUCUUGUUCGACACGUUGCAUAAUAUGUAAUUGUAUGUAACGCACGUAACUCGUGAAAUGUAACUAAUACAACGAAUACGACUUUUAAUUAAAUUCACGCAACUGCCCGCGUCGCACGAAAGUACUUUCGCCGAGUUCGGCGAACGUGAUUAAAAGCAUUUCGUGCAGACGGUUUUUAUUCUUAUCGCGUUCCGAGUGACGAACAACUUGAGAGGCGAGAGGGUUAAGUGUUUACAACAGGAAGUAAGAAAACGUUACAAGAGUCUUCCUUUUUGGGUCUAACGACGAUAUUAAUCGAUAACGCAGUUAGGAUAAGUAAUAGACACUGUCAGUGUUUGCGGCGUGGAUUAAUGGAGCUCUCGUGCGAUCAGAAUUACUAUCGACAUAUCGAUAAACCGUCAACAUUCAAGAUAUCGAUUUCUCAUCGGUAUAUACUGUCUACUGGUAUAUGACUUAUUACUGGUAUUAGACAUUUGUCUAAUGUCAUCUCAAUCAUUCUUUGUUACGAUUUGAUAUCCGCGUAAUCAUAGUCAAAAAUAUCGAAGAUAGUAAUGACUGAUCAUUCCGGAGCUCUUUUUGACGUCGAAUUUACCAAAAGAUUUAAAAUAGUACGCUAGGAUAUGCGAGUUUGUAAGUAAAGUUUGUAAGUAGUGUACGAUAACAAUUAGUAACUUAUUGUUACUGCUGUCCGCCUGACAGCUGCUACCUUGAAGGUGUCAAAAGAAAGAAAGAAAAAGAAGAACAAGGGGGGCGAGAAUACUAAACAUCGAAGGGGGGAGAUGAGUUUUGAGAUAUCUAAGAGAUAACGAUUAUAGUUUGAGAUUUUAGGGCAGCUGUUCUCCGAGGAAGGGAGCACGCGGAGGCUUGUGUUGAGUUAGAGAGAGACACGGACGGCGGUUUCCCUAUGAUUUCGGUAUUGUAGAUAAAAUCGGCCACUGUUAUUGUUGCAUUCGUGAGUAUUUCGAGACUAACGGACUUAUAAUUGAAAGUUUGCCUUCCCAAAUUAAUAUUUUUGUAAGCAUUAUUUGUACCCAGAGUUAUAUAUAAAUAUACAAUAUAUAUAUAUAUAUAAAUAUAGAUAGUAGAGAUAUAUCUAUAUACAUAAAUCUAUACAUGCGAAUAUAUCGUAUACUGUAUACCACGCGCGAAAAUACUAUAUAUAUAAAAAUACUAAUUACACGUACAUCACAAAUAAUUAGCAAGUGUCGGACGUAAUGUACACGGAAAUGUGUGCAUAUAUAUAUAUAUACUAUAUUGACAGUUAUAUACAUUCAUACAAUUGCAACGUGAAAAUAACGUAUUCAAGCCAGUUCGUCACGAUCUUUUCUAACGUUAACUUUAUCACGAUCGCGCGAUCGCUUAAGCGUUAGUGUAACAGAGGACAAACGCAGUCGACGAUAAAACAGACAAUACUACUACAAUAAUUGUAAAGAAACGAAAGAGAGAUCAUGUGACAAGGGCAUUAUGCAGGCGCCGAAGUAUAUCCGGUAGAUUCGAAAGGCGAUAUAUGCCAUUUUUAUCUUUGAAAGAAGCUAAGAAGGAGAGCUGUCUCUCUUUAUUGCUUCGUGUUUUCAGCGUACAUUUGAGCAGUGGAAGCUUGAUGCAAAUUUUUCUUCUUGUUCGAAAGUAAACGAUGGUUUUGAGAAGUCAAUAUUAUUUUAUCAAUUUUACUAUUACGAAUAACAAAAUUCAAAGGCAGCUAAACGCACCGCUUGAUGUGUGAUGAAAACGCGACAGACAUUUAUUCUUGCGUACAACGCGAGCCUGUGCAUACACGUGCACAUAUAUCCACGUACAUAUCCCGUUAGAUCGUAAGACUUACGGUCUCAAGUUCGACAUUACGAGCCAUCGAAAUAAAAGCCAGGAUUUAUGUAACUCAGCCUUUCCUCUUGUUUUUCAUGCGUAAAGAAAGGCUCGACAGCUUCAAAAUUUUAACAGAAUAUCCAAACGAUGUGGUAUAUCGAGUACACGUUGACGCUGCACAACGUGAACUUUCUUUUUAAUUACUACAAAAUAUCUGGGGAAAGUUAGUAAUUCUUUCGCGAUACUUUCGGCUCACACGUGAGAAAGAUUUUAUUAAUAUAGGUGAAUAAGUUAUCAAAUUAAAUGUUUAAGAUAUUUAAGACUUACUUCUUUUUAUUCGAUCUUAACUUUGACGAUUUUUGUAACGAUAGUAUCGAGACCUUACUGACAAGUGUAGAAUGACCGUUUUGGACGAUGUGACAUGCUCGUCAAUACCGAUAACGCGUGAUUUUUGCUUGACAUUAAAUCGAAUUUCAUCAGUUAACGACGAUUUGAAUUUAUAUUGUUUUCACAACUCGCGCUAACAACGUUACUAUGUAUUAUAUACUCUAGAUGCAAAUAAAAACCUAGUCCAUUACUAAAAA